Hypomesus transpacificus is the source of this 1605-nucleotide messenger RNA. RefSeq names its product peroxiredoxin-2-like. Gene Ontology annotation, cellular component: cytosol; endoplasmic reticulum. The transcript has 8 exons. Gene Ontology annotation, molecular function: thioredoxin peroxidase activity. NCBI's taxonomy places the organism in Eukaryota, Metazoa, Chordata, Actinopteri, Osmeriformes, Osmeridae. The record is from RefSeq and is a predicted model, not a curated record. Bases 80 to 934 code for a protein of 284 amino acids. Gene Ontology annotation, biological process: cell redox homeostasis; cellular response to stress; hydrogen peroxide catabolic process.
UUGCCCGAGUAGCCAGAGUGCUACAGGUAGUUUUUGUUCUCAAUAUUAACUGGUAUUGUUUUCGAAUCUGUCGUCAGGUAUGAGUAGUGGUCUGGGGCUAGCUAGUAUUAAGGCGAGUUCUAGCCUGGGUGCUCUGGUACUGACUGGUGGUGGUUUAGGUGGUUGCCGGGGCGUUGCCGAGGCGGGUGCUGAGGUUAAAUCGACGUGUUCGGACAGGCCAAUCAGCAACUGGAGAACAAAGGAACCAACCAAUCCGACCAGAGCACGACUUGGGCAGACCACAAUCCAGGCAUCCAGGAAUCCGAGGGCCCUUUGCUCUCCUCGCCACCCUUCUUCUCUCCACCUGAGCAAGGCAAAGAUCUCUAAGAGGGCUCCCGACUGGGAGGCUACAGCUGUGAUUAACGGAGAGUUCAAACAGCUCCGUUUGUCUGACUACAAAGGGAGAUACCUCGUCCUCCUCUUCUACCCACUAGACUUCACGUUUGUCUGUCCCACAGAGGUGAAAGCCUUCAGUGAGCGCGUGCAGCAAUUCAGGGAAAUAGGAGUCGAGGUGGUUGCUUGCUCUGUGGACUCACACUUCUCACACCUGGCCUGGAUAAACUUGUCCAGGAAACAGGGCGGUCUUGGACCAAUGAACAUCCCUCUCCUCUCUGACCUCACACAUCAGAUCGCCAAGGACUACGGAGUGUACCUGGAGGACCUGGGACACUCACUGAGGGGCCUCUUCAUCAUCGAUGGCCGCGGGGUCCUGAGGCAGGUGACCCUGAAUGACCUGCCAGUCGGACGCUCUGUGGACGAGACCCUGCGCCUGGUCCAGGCCCUGCAGCACACUGACAGACACGGGGCAGUGUGUCCCGCUGGCUGGAAACCAGGUGAUGACACGAUCAAUCCUGAGGAAGCUUUGAGAGCCCGAUGGCCCAAGCAGGAACUGUGAGUUAAGCACUAAAAUGGUUCAGUAAAUCCCUUCCUCAUCAUGGUUCAUUUCCAUCUCCUGCCACUACCUCCAAAGACCACAAGGUGGCAGUAUUUCCAUUGGAAUUUGUUUACAACCAAAGGAAUGUUCUAUUCACCUUAUCAUAUGCCGCAUCUUUACAAUUAGUGCCAGAUCAUUUGAGACUGAUGGAGCUAUUGAGCUAAUCAAACUACACACAAUGGUUCUGUGAUUUCCAGUAUUGCUUUUCCUUGUCUAUGGAUGUUACUCAUUUCUCAAAUAAAGCUGUUAACACUGUUAACAUCAAAUUAGUUUAUUUAUCAGAUGGCAAACAUACAAGUGGUUUGUGUGGAGAGAAUUCUGUCCAAUGAAUGUGAUGAAACACACUGUUGAUUUAAACUAUUUAUUUAUACUAAGAUAAAUAAUACAAUACUAUUUAUUGCAGUUCACCAAUAAUAGCAUGAAUAAAUCCCUCAGAAUGUAUCUCCCCAUCAACAUUUACAUACAGAUGCAUGAGUAUAUAAAAUGUAAGAAAAAAAUACUUUAAAAGUGCAUUUAAAAAAAUGUAACCGCAAAACGUCCAGGUAACUGCUAAAUAUAUGUGCAUAUAAAGCUAAGACGUGGAAGAAAUGAUAUACAGUAUACUGUAGUAAUAUAUACUGUAGACAGUAAAA